AUGCGUUUGAGAUCGAACGGUUUACAUAGGAGGGCAGCGAAGGUCUUUAUCAGGAGGACAUCACGGCCCCCCCAACAGCUUCUUCUACUUUCUGGCCUUAACACCCAAAAAUCCUUCAGCUAUUUAUUCUCCAUGGAAAGAUGCUCAUACACAGGCCCCGAUUCCAAAAAGAAUUCCAAGAAAAAAAGGAGGUUGGACAACCAAAACAAGAGGUUGAUGCUGUUGCGAGGACCUGUUGCCAAUCUGUCGCCUGGAGCGGAACUGUUGGAGUAUGAAUGUGAGCUGCUCGAGUGUCAUAAGCAGAUUCUUGAAGAACUAUGCCAACUAGGAUGUAUAUCAAUUGCUUCAACUGCUCUCAGAACUCUGAAAAUCGACUCAAAAAAAUGUCAUGUAGCGAAAGCAGGACAGGAGAUGGUAUUGUGCGAUGGAUGCCUCGGAGGAUGUCCAGAAAAACUUACUAGGGAGCAAUUGAACCUGUUGACUGAUAACUUCAGUGAGAAGAACUUUCUCGACUUUACCCAAUUUGGCAAAGUGUACCGCGGAAAAACUCCACAAGGCAUAGAGGUGUCUGUGAAAAUCUGGACUGCUGAUAAUAGCGUUUAUAACACCUGCAUUGUCGAAGGUGCAAGAAGACAAAAACAAGAGCUGUUAUUUUUGAAGCAACCUGAAAUACAAAACAAACUGCACUUGGUCAAGUCAAUUGGAUAUUGUCAUGAUUGGUCGAUUGGAUAUCGUCGUGAUGGUGAUAUGGUUGCUGUUGUCUAUGAUCUUAAACCCCUGGAUACCUUACACAACUGCAUCAAGAGAGAUACUUUUACUUGGCAUCAGCGAAUGAAUGUGGCACUUAAAUUUGCGUCUCUGCUUGAGUUUCUGCAUUCCCAUAAGCCGCCAUACUUAGUUCGCAACAUUGAUGCAGCUCAUAUAAUGCUUGACCAGGAUUCUAAUCCAGUACUGUUUGACUUUGGUAUGCUGCAUGGUGGAACUUUGCCUGAUAAGCUUUCUGCUACCCAUGGUUACACUGAAAAGUGCUUACUUGGUUGUUAUGGAUAUAUUGAUUCACUUUGUGCUGGCGACUGGACUGAGAAGGCAGAUGUAUUUGGGUUUGGUGUUAUACUUCUUAUGCUCAUAUCAAAAAGGGUCUGCGACAGGGAGGAUGUACUCAACUGUCUGUUGCAUGACAUACCAAUGCCUCUUGUUGAUGAUUGGGCGAGAGCGGAGUAUAAGAAGCUGAAGUCUCGUCGGGUUGAAUGCAGGCUUGUGGAUGAGAGCUUGAAGGGAGACCCGAGUUUUUGUGCUCGUGAUGGAAAAAAGGUCUCGAAGCUUGCAAUGCGUUGUGUGGAUUGUUCAAAUCUGGAAAAGCGGCCUACAAUGGCGGAGGUGGUUGUGAAUUUGCAGUCCUUGCAGUUGCUGAUAUGAGUAGUUCUUGGGUUCCGGCCAUGGACGGACCCAUGUAUCAUUUAUACAAGUCGUAAUUAUUAAUUUUAUUGUGUUUACUACUUGGAUUAGAUUAAAGCUCCUCCUAAUGUAUUUUUGUUUAUUAUUAUGUAUUGGUGUUUAUCUGUAGCUUGCUUUUUGUCUAGGGUUCGGGUUGCAAUCCUUGCCUUUUGUUCAUAUGUAUACAAGUGUGUGCAUAAUUAACAUUGGAAUGAAUAUUCAUGAACAAGUUAGUCCCUGCA
Tripterygium wilfordii is the source of this 1676-nucleotide messenger RNA. Its product is annotated as probable serine/threonine-protein kinase PBL21. The record is from RefSeq and is a predicted model, not a curated record. The transcript has 8 exons. NCBI's taxonomy places the organism in Eukaryota, Viridiplantae, Streptophyta, Magnoliopsida, Celastrales, Celastraceae. Gene Ontology annotation, cellular component: plasma membrane. Gene Ontology annotation, biological process: protein phosphorylation. Bases 1 to 1416 code for a protein of 471 amino acids. Gene Ontology annotation, molecular function: ATP binding; protein kinase activity.